AUGUCUCUCGAUGUUGCUCUGCAGUCUGUCGCCUUUUAUGUCCUUUCCUGCAGCACUUGUGCCAAGAUCAACCAUCGACGCAAAGCGAAGAUACAAGCGAAGAAAGAGAGGGCCGAGAAACAUGAAUUAGAGACUGAACAGCCGGGACUGUACCGGCAUCCAUCGCCAUUUUCUACAAAUCCGUAUUGGACGGAGGAAAUCAUGAUGGGCCCAGGGCCUCCGAAACAGAAGGAUAAGAAUGGGAGCAAGAAUGCAAGCCAGAGGGCUCUCAACACAGCGGGGCAGGGAAGCAGUUAUGCUGGGAGCAGUGCAAUGAGUUCGGAGCCCCCAAGCAGUCCUACAGCCGGUACAGAGGGAACCCGUAUUUCCGGCGAUGGCUGGAAUAGGAAACGAUAUCAAAGAGAAGACGAAGCACUAUGGGGCCACGAUGUUCCAGGACCAGGACAGAGAAUUAUCGAUGCCAUUGCGAAGGCUGGCUCACAAGCUGGCCGUCUGCUAGAGGGUCGAUUAAGCAAAAGUGGUCCUGGGAAGGAAGAGCAAAAUCCCGGGACGUAUUACCUAGCGAGGAAUCCUCCUGUGAAUGAUUUACACCCACCCGUGGUGAGCACUGCGCCCUCCAGUAGGGAUGAGACAAGAUGGAUGCUUCAACCUCCGCCUCCAGCAAAAAUAAUGGAAGGCAAAGAGAGAGUAAAUAGGAGUCGCGCCGGCAGCGACCUAAGCCGGAAGGGCGGGGAAGGGACUCCACUGAGUCGGCAAGUCACUGAAAGACUUGUGGAUGCAAAGUUGCAACGAGGAGAAACUCCAACGUUUCUUGAAGUACGCUCGUCAACGUCAAGAGCCGAAUCUAGAUCAAAAACACCAAUGUCAAGCCGUCCCAAAGCACCAAGAGAUACCGGCAGCAGAAGCUCGAGUUUGGAGUCCUCUGGGUCAGAAGUACCCAGAAGGAAACGAAAACCGCCACCGAUUUCAGUAUCGACGUCAGCAAGAAGCUCCAGAGAUACUAUCGAACACGUCCCUGUCCCCUCGACUCCUCCGACCGCGUCGUCGAUCAGGACUGAACAACCCAACAGGCCAGUGCUCACGACGAUUUUCGGCUCUUCAAAUGUAGUUCCUCAGUCCGCCGAUGGAGGAGAUAAUUUUCCCGCCCUUCGCGAACUGUCGGCUCCUUCUACAAAUAACGCGAAUGCUCGGGCUCCUUCGCCCUCUCAUAGGCUCACACCAAACGCAAAUGCAAUGCCUGCAUCGAUUCCAAGCGUUGACCCCAAGUUUCCUGGCCUAGCAACGAACAAAUUUCCUCCACCUACGGCAACCGAAAACGCAGGCCUUGUUGAUCCCACGUCUUGA
Molecule: messenger RNA, 1344 nt
Organism: Hyaloscypha bicolor E
Lineage: Eukaryota; Fungi; Ascomycota; Leotiomycetes; Helotiales; Hyaloscyphaceae
Exons: 1
Coding region: 1-1344 (447 amino acids)
Source: RefSeq, a predicted model, not a curated record